AUGAGUGCCUUAUUGUAUUGUCUUGUUUUGAUGUACGAGGAUAUAAAUGAAAUUUAUACUUCAUCGAUUGGAGGUAUUAUAAGAUUUCUAGAUAAUGAUGAUAAUCUUUUAAAAAACAAAACAGUAAUCAUUAUAGUUAAUGCAUCAGGAAUUUAUAAGGAAACCAUAAAUAAUAUAAAAAGACAGAGAUUCUUCUCACAGUUGCUUAAGAUUGAGCAAUUCGAAUUACUCCAACAACUUUUAAUUCGUCUUUCAUGUGAUUAUUGGCAAAAUUCAUUAGAACGCUUACAUACAAAGAUGUUAUUCAAACAUCAUGUAUCUUCUUUAGCUCCUAACAUAAUUCAUGAUUCUUUUAUUUUUGUCAUCUCUCAAAAUGAAAAGAUUUUAGCAUUUUGUCAAAGAACCACAAUUCUUAAAGAAUAUCAACAAGUUAAAAUUCAUAAUUAUCAAAUAUUCGUAGUAUGGUAUUUAUUUACAACAUUUGAAAAUUCCAUAUGUCAAAUUAAUUAUUUCAAAAUUCAACAUCUAAAAAUGAAUAUCACACAUAAAAUGAUGAAUUCUCAUAGAAAUAUGUUUGUAAUUAGAGAUAGUGAAGACAUUUUUUCAGUGUUGGAAUAUAAAGAUUUGGCUUUAAUAAGAAAUCUAUCAACGAAAGCAAUAAUAGAAAUCGAUAUUACUACAAGGGAUCACGUUUAUCAUGUAAUUUAUAAUAUAGAAGGGGAAAGGUCUAAUACAUUAAAAUUAGCAAAAAAUCAAAUAAUUAUAAAUAAUGUUGAACUAUGGUAUCCAAACAAAAGUUAUUUUCAAAUAUCAGUUUACUUGGAUUCUACUGAAAGUACUCAAUUAAUUAUUUCAAGUAAUACAAUACAAAUAUGGAAAUAUAGUAAUUAUAAUACUAUAGAAAAAUGA
This is a messenger RNA of Diversispora eburnea, 909 nucleotides long. NCBI's taxonomy places the organism in Eukaryota, Fungi, Glomeromycota, Glomeromycetes, Diversisporales, Diversisporaceae. The record is from the annotation of a GenBank genome assembly.